UCAAACUCAAUGCAAUGAUGCCGGUGUGUUCACUUUGCUCCAGGAUUCUCCCGUGAGUUGUUUGAGGUGCGCACUUAAAGGGUUCUGGCUCGACAAGGCUUCAUCUGAGAGAGUCGUAAUGCGCAAUGACCCGCUACAAGCUUUCCUUCAGGAUCGGACGCCCAACUCCACCCCAGAAUCCAUUAAAGGAUCCCCCUUGAUGUUGCUGGAAGACACCUGUAAUCGCAUCGGCCGUUCCCGUGCAUCCAGCACCAUGGAGCACCACCAGCACGUCUCACACGAUGGCUCUCCACCAAAGCUCUUCCAUCCCUGGAGAAGUGAUGCAACUUUCUCACAGCACCUCCAGACCCACUUAAAUCCACACCACGAAAUGCCACUCACACCCCCGGCGGAACACUACGAGUUCUCGCCCCUAAAGAUGUUACCUUGCGCGUCAGCUUGCGCCGCGUCUUACGUACCCACGCACACCGGGCUUUUGGACCAAUGGUGGAGCGCCAAUCACUCCUCUACACAUCAGUUUGAAAUCCCCCGCGGGUGGGUUCUGGGCCACCCCGAGCUCGGCCAGUACCAGGCUCAAAUCGCCACCCUGUUGCACUCCAAGUCUCGCAGGUGCCGGAGGUGCGCGUGCCCCAACUGCCAGAAGAGCAGCGACGCGCCGGGGAAGAGGAAGCAGCACGUGUGCCACGUGCCGGGCUGCGGGAAGGUGUACGGCAAGACGUCGCACCUGAAGGCGCACCUGAGGUGGCACGCGGGCGAGCGGCCGUUCGUCUGCAGCUGGAUGUUCUGCGGGAAGAGCUUCACGCGCUCGGACGAGCUCCAGCGGCACCUGCGCACGCACACCGGCGAGAAGCGCUUCACCUGCCCGGACUGCGCCAAGCGCUUCACGCGCAGCGACCAUCUGGCCAAACACCUGAAGACGCACCUGAUGCGCAAGAGCAGACCGCUGUUCCCCGUGCUGGAUCAAAAAACUCUUCAGCAGAAGUCUUAGAUCGCGUUUUUUUCGUGAGCGCUUUUUGCGCGACGUAAAAUGUUGCGCUUAGUUUUUUUUUUUUCAAUUCGAGCACUCUUUAAUUUGGGGCAAGUUGUCACGUUCGUUUGUAAAUGUUAUGCAUAUUGAUUACAAUAUUCGUUGGACAAAACAAUAAUGUGUGUUUGCUGUUUCAUUAAUCGGUUUAAAUAUAACAGGAAAACACGUUGUUUGAUGUCUUUGAGACGUAUUAAGCCAUAUAGCGACAAAAUGCCCAAAAGAGAUGAGUUAAGCCAAUCAUAUGUAAUAUAGAAAGACUUCUAAAAAACGGUAAUUGACAUUUACCUUCGUUUUCAAAAAGACAUAAUGCUACUUGGAGGCUAUGUCAAAGUGUUUAUUUAUAUUUAACCACCCCAAAAACAAGUGUUAAUAUUUUUUGUUGUUGUUGUUUAGUUUUUUUGAUAACUCGAAAAGUAAAAUACUUACGGACCAAAGAAGAGCACCGUUGUGCACAGUUUAUUAUUUAGA
Messenger RNA from Puntigrus tetrazona (Sumatra barb), 1495 nucleotides. Its product is annotated as transcription factor Sp5. Bases 119 to 988 code for a protein of 289 amino acids. The record is from RefSeq and is a predicted model, not a curated record. Gene Ontology annotation, molecular function: DNA-binding transcription factor activity, RNA polymerase II-specific; RNA polymerase II cis-regulatory region sequence-specific DNA binding. Lineage: Eukaryota; Metazoa; Chordata; Actinopteri; Cypriniformes; Cyprinidae. Gene Ontology annotation, biological process: regulation of transcription by RNA polymerase II. The transcript has 2 exons.